CAGUUAGAGUUUCUUUAUGCUUUAUUUUAGUUACACUAGUCACCAUUGGGAGCGAGCAAGUGCUGAGAAAGAGAAUCGAGCAAAUUGUAAAAAUUCGCAUGGGAAUGGAUGAAUCGGUGGAAACAGAAAGUUAUUAAAUACUGCUUCUACUAUUGCAUUAAUCAUCAAUCGAUUUGAUGAUCGUUUAUAUUCGAUGCGAGAUGGCACAGAUGAUUCGUUGCGUUAUCAUCGCAUUGCUGCUUUUGCCAGUGCCAGGUUUCGUGACGGAUGUAAAUGACGCUCACAGUUAUACUCUCCUUAUUAAGGAUGUUCGUAACUAUUACGGGACAAGUUGCAUCGUAAUUGUGCAUUCGGAUAACAGUACCGAUUUCAAUUACGCGUCGCUGACUUACAUAUGGACUCGCGCUUUCUCGCAACAAGGCAUCUUGACGAUGGUCGUAAGCUUCUCCAGGAUGUCACGCGAGACCAAGAAAUACAGGGACUUCGUGAUGCGUCCGCUGUACGUCGUUAUUCUCACUACGAACGAGACCAUGAACGAAUUUUCGACGGUGUCUAGACAGAUCGAUAUCUCUUUCCCCGCCUGGCUGGUGUUAUUUCUACCAUCCUACGGAAAUCCUAUGUGGAACUUUUGCAUGAAUCCCGUCGGGAAUCCGUUCGGUCUCAAACUGAACACGGAGAUGCUUGUGCUCUGCUAUGACGCGCCCGUUUUGAAAGAAUGGUACGCGUUACGCGACAACCAAACCAAGACUUUUAGUUUGGCCACCUGGAAACCCGGAGAAAGGUUGAGAUUGACGACGAAACUUGGAUUGUACGCGAGAAGGAGUAACAUGUUCGGGGAAACGAUACGCGUAUCGAUCGUCGAGGAAUCUUUGUUCGUCGAGUUCAAAGACGGUGUUCUAUCGCGGCUCUACGGCAGUGUGUUAGAAGAACUGAGUAAAAUGAUGAACUUCACGAUCGAAGUGACGAGCUUUAUGUCGAUGUACGGCAGUUGGAGCGAGGAGGAAAGGAUGUGGACAGGGGUGAUAGGCGACGUAGCGUCAAACAAGGUGGACCUUGGGCUCGGGGAGUUCAGCAUGACCAGUCAUAGGAUGGAGGCAGUGGAUUUCACUUUGCCCUUACUCAUGUCGCGCAAUAGAAUAUACUUUAAGAAACCUGGUACUUCGACGGUGCAAUGGUCCGCCUACUUUAAGAUCUUUCACGAGAACGUUUGGAUGGCGAUAAUAUGUUUAGCUGUGUUCACUCCGAUUCCACUGACUUUAAUGAAGACCAAAGGUCGUAUCGCAAUUAAUGUUUUAGCGGACAAUUAUGUAUACGUGUGGGGAAUCUAUUGCCAGCAAGGUUUAUCAGACUUUCCGAGGGAAACGUCGAUGAGAUUGGCUUACUUGUCGAUUUUCGUCUCAGCUUUGAUCGUUCUAUCCGCUUACUCUGCUUCAUUGAUCAGUUUUCUAACAGUAUCCACUUACAAGUUACCAUUUUCUACUAUAGAGGAGUUCGCUGCGCACGGGUCGUACAAGUUGAUCGUGUUUAAAAAUAGUGCCGACUAUGAUAUGAUAAUUUCGAGCGAGAAUACCAUACUUGCAAAGAUGAAGAGACUGUUGAAGAAGAAUCAUGAUUUACCUUUAACGGCUGAAGAUGGUUUUGCUACGGUUUGUACCGAAAAAGUGGGAUUCUACGUAACUGAAGCUAUAAAAGACGCAAUGGGCAGAAUACCGUGUGACACCGUUUUCAUUGAGGCGGGCGAAGUUGAUAGUUUAUCGAUGGUCUUGAACAAGGGCAGUCAGUAUACACAAUUUGUGAAUUAUAAUUUGCAGCGAUACAAGGAUGUUGGUGUGUUAAACAAAUUAAAGUCUACUUUUCUCGUUACGAACUACCAUGAGGAUUAUCCUGUUGUUACUUUGGAUCGAAUUACACCCAUUUUAUCCAUUUUGGUUGGUGGCAUGCUUUUAGGAUGUCUUGUAUUAGCAGUAGAGAAAAUAUACUACAAAUAUUUAUGCAAGUACAAACGAUCCUUACGGUUCAGUGUGGAUUUAAACAGAAAUAAAAAAUGA
Messenger RNA from Ceratina calcarata, 2048 nucleotides. Its product is annotated as glutamate receptor 2. Gene Ontology annotation, cellular component: membrane. Lineage: Eukaryota; Metazoa; Arthropoda; Insecta; Hymenoptera; Apidae. The transcript is spliced from 8 exons. Gene Ontology annotation, molecular function: ligand-gated monoatomic ion channel activity. The coding region runs from base 177 to 2048 and encodes 623 amino acids. The record is from RefSeq and is a predicted model, not a curated record.